Molecule: messenger RNA, 8307 nt
Organism: Doryrhamphus excisus (bluestripe pipefish)
Lineage: Eukaryota; Metazoa; Chordata; Actinopteri; Syngnathiformes; Syngnathidae
Source: RefSeq, a predicted model, not a curated record
GACGUCGGAAGCCAAGCGAAGUUGUCACACUGCCCGCUGCUGGUGAGUGUUCAUUACUUACACCACUUAUGUACAAAGUAAGACUGUUUUAUGCAAACAUAGUGAAAACAAGGCUAUUACAUUUCUGCACUGUUGUCAACGAAAUACAUUUAUCAAAACAAUUGUGAUCACAGUGGGUAUCAACACAAGCGGGAACUAACCAUAGCAAGUAGUAAUGAAUAACAAAGCAGACAGUCGUGACAAAGUAAGAGCAUGGGACAAUCUGGCACAGGAAGUGUACCGGCUUCUCCUGUAGGAAGCACAGAAGAUAAUUGGCAGCAGGUGUGCAAUGCAAUGAAAUGGCAGGCAGGUGGCAGCAGAGCAGCAAUACAGAACAUGACAGAUUCAAACUGUUAAUGGCUUAUAAGCUGUUAUGUAUUGCAGCUCCAGUCCAUUUUUCUUGAGUUGAUUAAUGGCUGUUUUGAUACAGUCCUCAUCAAAAUCUUAAGACCAGUUGAAAAAUUACUAUAUACAUUUUGCACAUUUGGAUCUUAAUGAGGCUUUAAGUAGAGCUACAAUAUUAUGCAAAAGCAAGAAAGGGGAGUCAGACAUAAAAACAAAAAAAAAACAAAAAAACAUUUGGAAGUUUAAGUCAAAAUCUGCUCAAAAUGACAAUUUUCUGUCUGGCAUUCACACGGUCAUGCCCUCCUGUUGGCUAAAGCUAAGAAGUUUUCUCUUCUUAAAUGUGGUCGGAUCGUCAAGCUGCAUAAAUAUGUCAUUUCUGCUGAGGUUGGACGCAGUAAGACGUUAUUUUAAAUCUGACAUGGAUUGAUCAGAAAUUACUAUAUGUAUUGUUUCUUAUCAGCUGUAUGUGUACUGUGUAUGUGUGUAAGUGAUCCUUGAGACUAUAUUCUAUCAUUAUUUUUAAUCAGCUGUGGGAAGUGGGUAAUUCAUGCAAACAGGGAAAUAAUCUGUCAGCCUUGUUGACUGUAUGUUUCUCAAAACAUACGUUCAUGCGUUCAGUACCACAAGCAGUUUUCUAACUGACUUCAUAUCAGCCAAACCAGCUGAAGAGGACAAGAGAAACAAGAAAAAAAAACACCAUAAGUGACUGAUGCACGAUCGUGCCCGCUGUCUUGUCAAAUGCACCGUGUACAGUAUGUUAUGAGACAAGUUCAAGACAGCAAGAAGCAAAGGAAACAAAUCACUGCACAAACGGAAGUGUGCAAAGAAUGUUGGGAUAUGAUGGGCCACGAAGGUUGGUUUGAAUGCAGACUUCUUCUCAAUGGAGAAGAAGGACACAUUUGUGGGCGUGGUUUAACCAGAAAUGUGUUUAAAUUUAAGUCUGAAAUUGACAUGGAUUGAUGAUAAUUUAUUAUUAAUCAGCUAAAUGUGUACUGUGUAUGUGUGUUAGUGAUUUGUAAGACUUCAAUUAUUGAAAUGAUUGGAGCUAUUAUCGGAUAUGAAUACCAUGUCAUAAUUCCUCAUAUUGGCUCGUUAAUCAAAUAUUUAAGCUUUUGCUUUUAAUCUUUUGUUGAGGAAAAUUCCAGACCAUUACUUGUGUAAGCACCUGUAAUUACUCCGCUGAGAACUCCGUGACAACUUUGUCGUAAUUCAGGACAAGCUAGCAACCACAUCAACUGUAAGGAGCUAGCUAGCUAGCUAGCCUUGUAACAGCUGUAACGGGCUGUAACAACGAGUGGUGAGAGACAAUAUUCGCUAUAUCAACAAACAUUAAACAUCAAAGACAGUUGGAAAGGCAAGCUAACAGGCUAACAGACGGACGGUGUUGACACACGGUGUUGCCUAGCAACUGCAACAAUGCCUAGAACCAGGUACAUUGGAUCGAGGUGAACCUGUGAGCUCAUGUAGCUCGGGUCGAAGCACUCCGGACACAAUUAAAAACACGAGAAAGCCUUUAAUGAUCCGCCGCCGAAACCCGCUGAAAGCGAUCACUACCACCUGAUGACAAAGACAAAGACAAACAACCAUUCACACUCACAUUCAUACCUAUGGACAAUUUGGAGUCGCUAAUUAACCUAGCAUGUUUUUGGAAUGUGGGAGGAAACCGGAGUACCCGGAGAAAACCCACGCAUGCACGGGGAGAACAUGCAAACUCCACACAGAGAUGCCCGAUGGUGGAAUCGAACUGGGGUCUCCUAGCUGUGUAGCCUGUUCGCUAACCACUCAUCCACUGUGCAGCCCCCAUUUUUUCCCCCCAAAAAUGACUGAAGAAAUGACUGUCGUUAUUCCACAAAGAGGCAAUACAAUAAUAGUUGGCAACAAGUUGUCAAUCAUUCAUAUAAACUCCAGAAGCAUGUAUGAAAAAUUAUGACAACAACAAACAAUAUUUGAAGAGAGUAUGGAACUCAAAACAAUCCAUAACGAUGAGCCAAUUCAAGAACCAACACAAGCAGUUGAUGCUUGCUAAACACAAGGAUGAAGAGUCUUGAACCAAUCAUGUUGUGUCAUAUAUAUAUAUAUAUAUCACCAUUUUGACUGUUAUUAUGGUAACCAUUAUGUCAUUAUAUGGUUACAUCACUUUAUACUUCAGUUUGUGUUCAAGAAAACUAAAAAAAUACAUUAAAAAUAAUUAGGAAAGCAGGAAGUGAACAAAUGUAACAGUUACUGAUUGUAAAAGUACCAGAUGGAGGGGUAGGAUUUAAUAAGCUUUGCUUCUUCCUACUCCUUGUGGAACUGUGAACUGAUUACGUGAUGCAUUUAAUUGUAACCUGAUGCAUGUUCAAAUUACACCAUUGCCAUUACAAUUCCAAUUACCAUUAGUAAGUUGAGUUGUUCAAAGUUCAGAUACACACUACUCACACUGUCUGUUGCUGUUUCCAUCAGUUCAUCAUCACUUAUGAGAGAAAUGGAAAGUUCUAGUCACUAUUGGAAUCAUAUUGAGAUGUAUCUCACUCCAGCGAUGUACUUUUGGACUGACUGAGUCCAGGAAAUUGACUUCUAAUUUGUUUGAGUGCUUUUAAUGAAAUGCCUGACAUGGCUGUGGAAUUACUUUUCAGUUGCCGAUAAUUACGUUUAAUUAUAUAAGCUUUGGCACAAUAAGGAAAGCCAACCAAUCUGGUUUGGGCAGAAAGUUUGCAACAGUGUGUAUCUUCAACUUUGCUUUCACGUGGUAUAAUCCUGGCAUCUUGGCCACAUCUUUAACGCCAUCAGCAUCAAACACAUAACAUUGAAUUCCGACAGCGUGAGCCAUUAAUAAGAUGUUGGACCAGGCUGCAUAUCGUUAUGUUAAUCAGCGUCAAAGUCAAAGUGAGGGGUAUCAGGCAGCAAUGGGGGCAAAGAACAAGGUUGAGGGCAAAGAACUGGCUAGCUACAGUCAUCCUGUGUCCUCAAUUGAGUCUCUCCGCGAUUGGUACUUUCAAUUUAAUAGGAUUUAAUAGGACUGAUUAGUGGUGGGCUGAAACCGUUCAUUUCAGUGAAGCGGAUCGUUCAUUUAUUCAUUCAUUUUCUACCGCUUAUCCUCAUGAGGGUCGCGGGGGUGCUGGAGCCUAUCCCAGCUGACUUCGGGCGAGAGGCGGCGUACACCCUGGACUGGUGGCCAGCCAAUCACAGGGCACAUAUAGACAAACAACCAUUCACACUCACAUUCAUACCUAUGGACAAUUUGGAGUCGCUAAUUAACCUAGCAUGUUUUUGGAAUGUGGGAGGAAACCGGAGUACCCGGAGAAAACCCACGCAUGCACGGGAAGAACAUGCGAGGGUGGAGUUGAACUCGGGUCUCCUAGCUGUGAGGUCUGCGCGCUAACCACUCGAACACAAUGCAGCCCCUCAUUCUGGUUCAUUCAGUAAAAAGAUCCGUUCAUUUCGGUCAAUUGAUCGUUAGCGUGUGAUCUUCCCCUGUGCAUUGAGUCGAUUAGCUGUGUCGAGUCAGUUCGUUCACUCAUGUUCACGUUCGUUCCGACUAAACAGCGCAACAACACGUGAUGACUAGUGGUGUGUCGGUCAUGAACAAACAGGUCAAAAGAACUAGUUAUUUUUUGUGAACGGAAUGAACAAGAUCACCGAAAGUGUCGGUCAAUCUCUCGGUCUCAGUUUUUCAGUCAGCAAACCCCACCCACCCACAGAGCGAGGCGGUAUGAUAGGAUAGGACAGGCAAGCACGCAGAUAGUCCCACCCGGCAAAAGGAACGGUGAACUGACUCUCGAGCCAAUAAAAAAAAAGCAAUACAACUGAACGGGUAUUUUAGGGGUGGUGACCUUGUUCAUUCCGUUAACAAAAAAGAACUAGUUCUUUUGACUCGUUCGUUCAUGACCGACACCACUAGGACUGAGGGCAACCAAUCCAGGCUGGGAUAGGCUCCAGCAUACCCCAGCAACCCCAGUGAGGAUAAGCGGCAUAGAAAAUGGAUUGUAUGGAUGAUCUUGAGAGUGAAAUAUCAUGUGAGUAGUCGUAGCGUAGUGUAACUAGGAUUAGGCAUAGAGCAUCAAUUGGAACCGGUUCUGACAUUCCGAUUCUCCCGAAACCGUUCAUUUUUUUCGUUCGGUGAUUCAGCAGGAAGCCGAAUCGUUUGUGUUCAUCCAUCUCAACCACGGACAGUGCGACGGCACUUGCUGGUUCUGCUGAAGUAGUGUCAAAAAUGAGGAUUGUCCAAAGAAGGAUGCAUCCAUCACAGGAUUUAACACCUCCGGAUUUGCGGUUUAUUGCCCCGUUUACAUCGUGCUACACUGGACUUUUCACGCCAUUUUUGACUGCCGGACUUCUUUCACCCAAUCAGGUAAGCAAAACAAUAAAUGAGGUGGAUCUUAUGCCAGCAGUGAAGAAGUAAAGAAAUGAUACUUUAUACUGUGAAUACGCCGGCCAAUUCGAAUAUCUAGCUAACUAAUGCUGUGUACUUUACCUGAUGUUAAUGCUAGCUUUAGCCAGGAAGUUGACAAGACCGCGUGUUACUCUAUUCACUUUACUUGUUUACUAUGGUGAAGUUAGUUUUUCCACAUUGGUCGUUCAUCUCUGUCGUUGUUAAUUUCAAGUUGGCACUCGGCAAUAUGGUUCCCUAGCAACAGUGGCUCUGGGGCUGUACCAGCUCUUGCCGCAGAUCAACACAUGCUUUCACUUUUAAGUCCCCAAACACCAGAAUAGUAGCUACAUUUUGUCGGCGAGAGGAUUUGGCGACAAAGGAAGCCUAAUGUCAUCCAUCCAUCCAUUUUCCUCCGCUUAUCCGGGUCCGGGUCGCGGGGGCAGCAGUCUCCCAGUCCCCGGCCACCUCCUCCAGCUCCACCAGGAGGACACCAAGGCGUUCCCAGGCCAGCUGUGAGACAUAAUCCCUCCAGCGUGUCCUAGGUCUGCCCUGGGACCUUUUCCCGGCUGGGCAUGCCCGGAACACCUCACCAGGGAGGCCUAGAUGCCCGAGCCACCUCAACUGACUCCUCUCGAUGUGAAGGAGAAGCGGCUCUACUCUGAGCCCCUCCCGGAUGGCUGAGCUCCUCACCCCAACCCUAUGAAACCAAGAGGAGGAACCGUACCUCGCUCGGAUUUGGGAUACCGGAGCGUCACCCUGGAGCCAGGCCCGGGUGAGGGACUCACAGGCGAGCGUCUGGUGGUCGGGCCUUCACCCACACGGGAUCUCCACCUCGUAGACCCACCACCUACGGGGGCAACCAUGCCUGGGCGACCUGGUCUUCGGCGGCCUAAGAUCUUUAUCCAUUUAAAAAAUCAGAUGAUAUAAAAAAAACCCAGUAAAGUAUCAGCGAUACUAACCCAGUAUUCAUUUAGUAUCGAUUUGAUAUCAAAAUUUGUCAUCUCGCCCAUCUCCGGUAUCCACCUGCCCGCUUUUGGUGGUCCUGAGGAGAAUACUUCCUGGAAAAUUCCGAGUUUAUUUCACCUGUUACUGCCUGUCUUUUAUCCCGACUCCACACAAGGUUUAAACAAAGUUUAAGAAAACAAUGCUCUGUUUUUUAUUGUGUGCGUGUGAAAGUGACUUGACGAUAAUAGGCUAAUUAACAACGAAUGACUUGUAUGAGCUUUUUAUGGCUUUUCGAAUCGCCAAGUUUCUGUGGCGAAAACAGGUGUUGCAUAAUUGGCAUACAGAACAUUCCAGGGUUGGGUCAAGCUAGCAGAUAAAAGGAUGGCUCGUCGUCGUCCUCGGCAUCGAGCAUCAACACUGCAAAGGUAACGUGACACAGCUUUGCAUCUUUAUUUUCUUACUAGGUUUCAUGUGAUACUUUUAAUAUAACAGUAUUUGUUUAUCAUUGCAUAGAUGGCAUUUUCUCUUCGCACGUUCUUCCUCCUUUGUGGGGUCAGCGGACUGUUGACCGGAUCCUGGUCUUUGCCGAGCAAAAAGGAUGGUUGCUGUCCUGAGAAGUGGACUCUGUUGGAUGAUCACUGUUACGUCUUCAAAAAUGAUCCAAGGACCUUUGCAGAUGCAGAGAGCGUCUGCAACCUUCUUGGUGGGAACCUGGCCUCAAUCACUAGCGCCCUGAAAAACGUUGUCGUUUAUGAAAUGCUUUUGGAGUCAGAAGAAUUGGAGGCCUGGAUCGGACUCACUGAUGCCGUCGAGGAUGGUGAGUAUUUUUGGGUGGAUGGCAAACCCUUUGACUUCAGCAACUUUGUGUCAGUGCCUGGCACGGAAAAUUGUGGAUACAUCGGACCUGAUGGUGAAUGGGAUACUGAAUCCUGUACUGCUGAGGAGCCAUAUUUUUGCAUCAGAGACUCCGAAUGUAGCAAGCACUAAUCGUGCCUUCUACUUUCCUAUCAUAGAGAAUAAUGUCUUUCACCAAUCACAACGACUUAAUGACUUCAUGUCAUAAUUUAGUGGUGUCUUUGUAUCUCGGGGUUUUACUGUCAAGUCUUCUUUUCGACUUCUUCUGUGCUGUUUCGUUUGUGAUUUUUCGUCAAGCACAUUUAAAACUGAAAAGAUCUUCUGUUUUACCAAAUAAAGGAACCUGUCUGCAUCAAAAUAUGUCUUUGUGUCUUUAUUUUCGACACACUCAAUUCCAAAGUUGUGCAUUGCUUGAACAUAGAACACUUGUGUCUUGUUUUGCUCCGUGGUAUGAGUAUUUUGAAAUCUCACUCGGUCAUGUAACACGCUUAACAAAAGGGCGGCAUCAAGCAUUCUGCAUUCAUGGCUGGUGUCAAUACGUUGCCGUAUGCACCUUGCGAUCUUUCAUCAUUCCAUUUUCUGUACCACUUAUCGUCACGCAUGCUGGAGCCUAUUGCAGCUGUCAAAACUGGUCGCCAGCCAAUCACUGGGCACAUAUAGACAACAAUAAUACCUUGCAAUCUUACACUUGUUUAAUAAAAUACACAGUAUUUUCAACAAGACAGAGGGCACGAUUGUGCAUCUGUCACUGACUGUGUUUUUUUUGUCUUCUUGUUUGGGGUGGUGGUAGUACUGCUGCUUGUAGUACUGAACGCGGUGACUCUAUAUCACCAGCUACCACCCCAAACAAGCAGAUGAGCAACAAGCAAAAAACGUCAGUGACUGAUGCCUGUCGACUUAAAAAAUGUAGUUCAUUUGAAGUAGACGACUAUGAAGAAUAUUGAUAUUGUAAAAAUUCACAAAACACAGAGUGAAAUAUUUCAAUAAUAAUUUUUAUUAAUUUCUUAAUAGUUUUGUUGAUUACAGCUUACAGCUAAUACACGUCAAAAAUUCUGUAUUUGUAUUUCUGUAUUUAUUCUGUACAUCAAAUUUGAGUAUUAUUUGAGUGGGUCAAAAGUCCUGGUUUUUGCUAAUCAAAAUUCGGUUACCCUAUACCACGGGCAAUAAUAAAUCUUAACUCUGAACCUCCAACUUUAGCAUUUUUUUUUUACAAAACAAGUCUCACAAGGCAUGCUGGGAAAUUAAGCACUACCAGUGAUGCUGUGUAAGAGUAGGCAAAUGUUCUGAAUUGUUAUUUAUUAUGAUUGAGAAGAUUGGGUCAGUUGGACUUUUUUUUUUUUGAAUACUUGAAAACCUUUAAAUUAACGUUUAAAUUAGUACUAGUUUUGUUCUUUAAUAAGUGAACUUCACCAACGUAACUCUGCCGCCACGGAUGUUGUUGUUUUUCUUCUUCGGCGAUCAACCACCUUGCUCGAGACUUCCCCCCUGUGGCGGAACAGUGCCACUACAUCCCAACAGUUAUUGCAUUGGCUGCCUUGCGUGUUUGAAUGGUACACAAGCGUCUCGUGUUAGAGCUGUAAUUCCGGGUGCAUGCAGCAGAGGGCAGUGAUGUCUCUUGAGGGCUGACUACUUUUAGACUAUUUUGAUACCUUGGACAGCUCUAUAAAACGUUUUGUUAUUGCAUUGGCUGCAUGCAUGCUUCUCACUAGUACUGCUCCAACUCAUCAAAAGGUUCCCUGCUCAAACCAGCCAAACAAGAUAGCAUGCUAGUA